Messenger RNA from Lactuca saligna, 1200 nucleotides. The record is from the annotation of a GenBank genome assembly. NCBI's taxonomy places the organism in Eukaryota, Viridiplantae, Streptophyta, Magnoliopsida, Asterales, Asteraceae.
AUGGAACAACAAACAAUAUCCAUAACCAAAGCAGGAAUAACAACAAUUCUGAAUUCCAGGACUUUUGUAUUAGCUGCAACAAACCCUCCAUCAGGUCGUUAUGAUGAUCUCAAAACUGCACAAGAUAACAUUGACUUACAGACUACAAUUCUUUCAAGAUUUGACCUCAUCUUCAUUGUCGAAGAUAUAAACAUGUCAGCCAAGACAAGAGAACUUGUACAGAUUCUUCUUGUUGUUAGAGCUGAAGCUACUGCUCAAGACACGCAACAUGGAGGUACAACUCUACAUACUGCUGCUAUGACUAAUGAUUUGGAGUUAGUUAAAAUUAUUCCUUAUGCUGGAGUUGAUGUGAACAUAAGGAAUGUGCAAAAAAACCAUUCCUUUGCAUGUGGCAGUGGCAAGAGGAUCAAAAUUAUGUGUUGGAAUGCUUCUUUCUGCAGCUCGUGCUUCUUGUCAAACCCAUUGGCAAGUGAAUCAUUUAAGAAAGUUCAAUGUGCAUAUGAGGCAACCCCAUUUCGUGCAGAACUACCCACCCCACCCCUACCCCCUACCUACCCACCCACCCCCACUCCACCCUCUCCUAUAGAUACAAACUCCAGUGUUGCACAUCUCUCAAGUGGUGAAUCAGAAUUAGAGUCUUCAAAUGAGGAAACUAUUGGAGGUAAGAGAAAGCAUAUAAAAUGGGAAUCCAUAGUGGGUCCCGCUGUUGACAAAGAUGUAGCACAUGAAGUUGUUGGAUUGAGAGCUGCAACUUUAGGUCACUCUCUCUGGGAAUCAGCAACCUGUACGCACAGAAAUUACAGAGGCUGCAAUGGAAAGGGUUCAGAAAAACUGUCACUUCUGAUUACAGAAGCAUAUAGAGAUGCCCAUCAAAAGAGUGUCCAGGCCAUGAAAGCACGAAUGGACGAUCUUGCACAGAGCUUAGGAAUGCCCCAAGGUUUGGGUGAUCAGUUCAAGCAAUAAUUCAAUCCCCAUUUUGCCAUCAUCCUUCAGAAAGCUGUAGUUUUGUAGACUUAACUGUGCCAAAAGGUUUGUUAUCGGGUAUUCAGAUAAAAAAGCAGAUUGUUGAAUGAAGAAAAGAAAAUGACAUCCUAGUUUUUUCUAAUUUUGACAGUCUACUUUCAAGGUAUACCACAAUUAUAGUUUUUAUUUUUAUCUUUUAUAUUAUGUUAAACGUCUUUUUUUGAUGUCCUAAUUACU